Didymodactylos carnosus is the source of this 551-nucleotide messenger RNA. The record is from the annotation of a GenBank genome assembly. NCBI's taxonomy places the organism in Eukaryota, Metazoa, Rotifera, Eurotatoria, Philodinida, Philodinidae.
AGCAUAGUUAAACCAUCAGUAAAUGAGUUAAUUGAGUAUUACAUCAACAGUGGAUUAACAUUAAAGAAUGAUGGUAAAGCAUUUGCACCACUAUUCGACACUUGUAGACAAUAGCUGCUUUUUAUUCAGGUACACGUCUCCUAAGGCCAGUAAGACGUCGAUUUAUUAUUGAUAACGAUGACGUUAAAGGAAACGAAGGGCUUGGAAUAGGCCAUUUCGGUCAAGUUUUCAAAGCACAAUAUAAAAACAUGCCCGUGGCUGUCAAAGUUCUAAACGAAAGAACAGUAGAUAACCGCAAAGAAAAAAACAACUUUAUUAGAGAAGCAUUAAUGUUAUCAAAAUAUGAUCAUAAAAAUAUUGUCAAAUUUAUCGGAAUAGCCGCAAUGAAAGAUCCCAUUAUGAUUGUUAUGGAACUUGUUGAAAAAGGUAGUUUGAGUAAUUAUCUUGAAAAUCCCCAAAACGACCCGAGUCGAAAUCAAUUGAUCAAAUUUUGUCGAGAUAUUGCCCGUGGAAUGGCUUAUCUCGAAGAAAGAAAUGUUAUACAUCGGUAA